GAGGCGCGGGCGGCCGGGCCGGAGGGCGGGGCGGCGGGCCCGGCGGCCGCCCCCGCGCCGCGCCCGGCGGCCCGAUGUGGCUGCAGCAGCGGCUGAAGGGGCUCCCGGGGCUGCUGUCGAGCAGCUGGGCCCGCCGCCUGCUGUGCCUGCUCGGCCUCCUGCUGCUGCUGCUGUGGCUCGGGGGCUCCGGCGCGCGGCGGGCGGCGGGGGGCCUGCACCUGCUGCCCUGGGCCCGCGGCCCGCCGGGCGCCGCCGAGCCCGCCGCCUGCCUGGGGGCGGCCACCCGCGCGUGGCGGGGCCUGCGGGAGCGCGGCGAGGCGGUGCCGCCGGGCCCCGGGGUGCCGGCGCUGGUGGCUAACGGCUACCUGGCCCUGGACGUGGCCGCCAACCAGCUGUGGGUGACCCCGGGCGAGCGGGAGCCCCCCGUGGCGCCCGACUUCGCGCCCUUCGUGCAGCUGCGGCCGCUGGGCGCGCGGGCCGAGGCGGCCGAGUCGGUGCUGCUGCUGCGGGAGGGGCUGCUGCGCCGGGUGCGCUGCCUGCAGCUCGGGGCCGCGGCGUCCGGGCCGGCGGCCGGCGGCUCGGGGCCCGCGUCGGCGGCGGGCCUGGCCCCGGGCGCGGCCCGCGACUGCGUGCUGCUGCAGGAGGACUUCCUGGCGCACCGCGGCCGCCCGCACGUCUACCUGCAGCGCCUGCAGCUGCGCAACCCCACGGAGCGCGUGGCCGCGCUGCAGACGCUCGGGCCCACGGCCGGCCCGCCGCCCCGCGCCUUCACCAGCACCCUGGAGAAGGCGGGCGACCACCAGUUCCUGCUCUACUCGGGCCGCGCCCCGCCCCUCCCGUCGGGGCUGGUGCACCUGGUGGUGGUGGCCGCCAAGAAGCUCGUGGACCGGCUGCAGGUGGCCCCCAAGUCGCAGCUGGACGAGACGGUGCUGUGGGUGGUGCACGUCUCGGGGCCGCUUAGCCCCCAAGCGCUCAAGAGCAAAGCGCCCAAGGAGCUGAAAGCGCUGCAGGAUCUGGCGCGCAAGGAGAUGCUGGAGCUCCUGGAGCUGCCGGCGGCCGAGCUGCUGCAGGACCACCAGCGCCUCUGGGCCCAGCUCUUCAGCCCAGGAGUGGAGAUGAAGAAGAUCACGGACACCCACACGCCGUCGGGCCUGACCGUGAACCUGACGCUCUACUACAUGCUGUCCUGCGCGCCGGCACCGCUGCUCAGCCCGGGCCUGAGCCGCCGGGAGCGGGAGCAGCUGGAGACGACCCUGAGCUACGAGGACCACUGCUUCAGCGGCCACGCCACCAUGCACGCCGGCAACCUGUGGCCCAGCCAGCUGACCGCCGUGCCACACAUCCUGCAGCUGUCCGACCUGUGGCGGCUGACGCUGCAGAAGCGGGGCUGCAAGGGGCUGGUGAAGGCGGGCGCCCCGGGCAUCCUGCAGGGCAUGGUGCUCAGCUUCGGGGGGCUGCAGUUCACCGAGAACCACCUGCAGUUCCAGGCCGACCCCGACGUGCUGCACAACAGCUACGCCCUGCACGGCAUCCGCUACAAGAGCGACCACAUCGACCUGGCCGUGCUGGCCGACGCGCAGGGCAAGCCCUACCUGCACGUGGCGGUGGAGGCGCGCGGGCAGCCCGUCAAGCUCUACGCGUGCGAGGCGGGCUGCCUGGACGAGCCGGUGGAGCUGACGGCGGCGCCCCAGGGCCACACGUUCCCGGUGAUGGUGACGCAGCCCAUCACGCCGCUGCUGUACAUCUCCACGGACCUCACGCACCUGCAGGAGCUGCGCCACACGCUGCACCUCAAGGCCAUCCUGGCCCACGCCGAGCACAUGGCGCAGCAGGACCCGGGGCUGCCCUUCCUCUUCUGGUUCAGCGUGGCCUCGCUCAUCACCCUCUUCCACCUCUUCCUCUUCAAGCUCAUCUACAACGAGUACUGCGGCCCGGGGGCCAAGCCCUUCUUCCGGAGCAAGGAGGAUCCUAGUGUCUGAAGGACGCUCCUGGCGGCGGCCCGUUUGCACACGCCGCCCCGCACUGACGGUCCUGCCGCCGCCGCCCGGGGGCCCUCGGAAGACCCACCCUUUUGUGCCUUGUCGGGGGACGCCAGUGACGCAGACGCACGUGCGGGGGCCCAGCAGCCUGUCCCGUGGGGCCGGGGUGCCCGAGGACUGCGUGAGCAUCGGCUCAGUCGCGUGAACGACACGGCCAUACUUGAAUCGAACGCCCGGCCCGGAAGUCGCCCUUUCUGGAAAGCCUGUCCAGGAAAACUUGUUUUCUUGCCUGAUUUAAUGUGUUCUCCCUUGACUGAAUUUUUAAUUUAUUUUUCUUGAGAUUUCACUGGCUGGCUCGGCAGCCACUGCGGAGCGGCUCCAGCCCGCGCGGGGACCCCCACCCCCACGUGAGCCGGGCUCGGGGUCUGCACUUGGUCUCUCCGCGUCUGGAGCCCGGCCGAGCAGCGGUUUGUACUUAGGGGCUCGGGGGAGGCCUUGGACUUUCUAGUGCUCCAUGAUUGUUGGGUUUUGAAAUACCAAAGCUUUUUUUUGUUCUGUUUUUAAAUAAAUCUCUUUCGAACUUCU
Sorex araneus (European shrew) is the source of this 2564-nucleotide messenger RNA. RefSeq names its product KIAA2013 ortholog. The transcript has 3 exons. The coding region runs from base 75 to 1979 and encodes 634 amino acids. Lineage: Eukaryota; Metazoa; Chordata; Mammalia; Eulipotyphla; Soricidae. The record is from RefSeq and is a predicted model, not a curated record.